Messenger RNA from Pieris napi, 3398 nucleotides. Its product is annotated as putative inorganic phosphate cotransporter. The transcript is spliced from 10 exons. Gene Ontology annotation, molecular function: transmembrane transporter activity. Lineage: Eukaryota; Metazoa; Arthropoda; Insecta; Lepidoptera; Pieridae. Bases 176 to 1702 code for a protein of 508 amino acids. Gene Ontology annotation, biological process: monoatomic anion transport; transmembrane transport. The record is from RefSeq and is a predicted model, not a curated record.
AAAAUCACAUAACAUUCACAUCGACCGUGACUUUAACUUAAACUGAGAGCUGUCACUAGAUCAUGCGCAGGAGUCAGUCUGUGUGUACGUUUCCAACGUUCUUGUGAUUACGGAUAAAAAUAUUUAAGUGACCAGAGUCACUCUUCCGGCGUUAAUUUUUGUCGUAUAUGUUGAAAUGAUACCAAGAUGGAGACGCUGCAUAUCCAGAUUGUUCCUGAUACCUCAGCGGUAUGUUCUGGGGCUUAUGGGUCUGUGGGCUUUAUGCAAUGCCUAUACAAUGCGUGUUUGCCUCAAUUUAGCUAUCACACAAAUGGUUAAUAAUAGUAAGUCUGGCGACGAUUCUCACUACGACCCCGAUGCCUGUCCAGAUGAUAGUGAGCUGUUGGUGAAUGGAACUGCUCCUUUUAAACCACACGCUAUAUUCGACUGGUCCGAGUCAACCCAAGGUUUACUCCUAAGUGGCUUCUACUAUGGAUACGCUAUCACCCAAAUACCUGGAGGUUAUUUGGCUGAGAAGUAUGGCGGGAAAUGGACACUGGGUAUAGGAUUAUUAAGUACAGCCUUAUUUACGCUAUUGACACCAAUCGUUGUUACUACUGGAGGUGCAACUUGGCUCUUUAUUCUGCGUGUCUUGCAAGGAAUGGGUGAAGGUCCAACAAUGCCAGCUCUGAUGGUUGUUCUAGCACGAUGGGUUCCAGCUCAUGAAAGAUCACUUCAAGGAGCAUUGGUCUUUGGAGGUGCCCAAAUUGGUAACAUUUUUGGUUCCUUCAUGUCUGGCUUUUUGAUGGCUGGAGAUGGACACUGGGCCAACGUAUUUUAUUUCUUCGGAUGCUUUGGGAUAUUGUGGUUUUUGUUUUGGAGCAUUCUAUGCUUUAGCACACCAGAAACCCAUCCAUUCAUAUCGGACGAAGAGCUCAAGUACUUGAACGAAAGUAUAACGGGUUCAGACAACAAAAGUACUAGAGAUCCAAUACCGUGGAAAGCUAUAUUGCGAUCAGCGCCGGCUUGGGCCCUAUUGUUUGCAGCAGUCGGUCACGAUUGGGGCUACUACACGAUGGUGACUGAUUUACCCAAGUACAUGACCGACGUACUCAAGUUCAACAUUGCUGCUACUGGUACUCUUACUGCAAUCCCUUACCUGGCUAUGUGGAUCUCAUCCUUCGCUUUCGGCAUCAUUUGUGACAUCUGCGUCAAACGGAACUGGCAUUCUAUUAAGACUGGAAGAAUUCUUUAUACGACUAUUGCUGCUACUGGACCAGCUGUCUGCAUCAUCCUGGCCUCAUAUUCCGGCUGCGACAGAUUUGCAGCUGUUGCAUAUUUUAUAGCUUCCAUGGCGCUCAUGGGAGGGUACUAUAGUGGAAUGAAGGUGAAUGCGUUAGACUUAGCGCCCAACUACGCCGGUUCGCUCACCGCUAUGGUAAACGGAACAUCCACUCUAUCUGGAAUAAUUACACCUUAUCUGAUUGGCCUUCUAACACCUGAUUCGACACUAAAACAAUGGCGAGUCGCGUUUUGGAUUUGCUUUGCUGUUCUGGUGAUAACGAAUGUUAUCUAUGUCAUCUGGGCGGAUGGUGAACAGCAGUGGUGGGAUGAUAUAAGAAGGCAUGGUUAUCCCGAAGGCUGGAAACAUGGACCUUUGAAAACCUCUGACGACGAUAAGGAAAAGAGCAAAAAGAAGGAAGCAGAAGGAACUGCAUUAUAGGUCAAAAGUCAAAGGGUAAAACUAUUUUUUACGAUCUUAUUUUGACCGUAGUUAGGACCCAAAAAACAACCGAAAAACGUUACUAAGAUUUAUUUUUGUAUUUCUUUGUAAUUACCACACUGCUGUGACUUGUGAUAUGUUGUUAUUAAAAUAGAUCCGUCAUAUUACUAAGUGCCGAUUUAUAUAACAUAAUAUAGUUCUUAUUGCUACGAGCCGUAGAUUAAGACAAAUACGAUUCAUAAGUAAUGAAAAUAUUAAGUGUAUUAUUAUUUGAAGGUAAUUGUUAAUUUCAUGUAAGGCACAAGGUUAAUUUAUAGGAAUAAGAAUAUUUUCUUGCCAAAAAAUAGAUAAGUACUUGUUAUAGUUAAAAUCGAUUCCUAUAACCACUCGCUACUAUUGGGCACAGGGCAAUCCCAUUUCUGUACAUUUAAUUGCUUUGUUUUCGAAGUUAUAGAUUCUAGAGUCUUGGGAUUAACCGAUAAACUAACAGUGCUCUAGUCUCAUCCUCAGAAUCAAAGUGUAGACUUAGCGCUGAGUUUAAUACGUCAAAUUCAUCAAGUUGUUGACUUAUGGAAGUCAUACUUACCGCUAAGUCUGGACUUUAAGUAUACUUUAAAGCCUUUUGAAAUAUAGAUAUCAAUGUAAGUAGAAUUACAUUUUGUCAUAGAAUUGUAUUAGGCGCAAUUGUUUGCCGAGCUUAGUAGUGUCUCAUGAGAAAACUCCCACGAAUUUUAACAAAGCUUUAUUGAGGUUUAUAGAAAAAGGAAACGAUUUUUCGAGUCAUUGGCCAGCGUUCGGAUUCUAUAUUUGAAUUAAUAUAAUUUGUAAUAAAAUUAUAAACAAGCAAUAGAUGCCACUAUCAACGUGAAUUAAGAGUAAUAAUGAAACAAUAUUACCUACUAAUUGUGGCUAUGGUACAUACUCUCACGUAUUAUAUAUAUUUUGUUACAAACGAGUACCACAUAAUUAUUAUCAACAUCUAUUGCCCCAACGUUAUUUACAAUAUUGCAGAUUUAAAACUUAUAUUUGUAAAGCACUCGAAGCGUUGUGGUAUGUAAAUAAUCGAAUAGAUUCGAAAGUACCCAAUGGCAUGUAUAAACAAGUAUUAUUAUACUAGAGUCGCUAUUGCGAACAUAUUUUCGCAUUCAAGGGAUACAUAGAUUAUACGUAUUUCUAGUCUGUUAUGUAUUCAAGUCAAGCGUUUCCUAUUAAACGUUUACAUAUUUUUAUAGGUCAUUGAUAGGUCUACAAGAAAAUAUCUAUAUGUUAUAAGUAAAUAUUGUCAUAGCUAAUAAUUUAGUACAUAACUAUUUUUUCUUCGAGAUUGAAAUAGUAGUAAAAUUAGAUUUCAAAAUAAAUAUGUGAAAUUUUUCAUGGCAAUGCUCUAAUUGGCAAUAGUUUAAAUUUGGAACGGAAGACCAAUGUAGGUGUAAACGUAUAAGAAAUGAAAUAUAGGUACAUACGAAGUGAAUUUAAUCUAGUUUUAAGGGCUGUAUAAUGUAUAAUAAAUAUUUACCACGGAAUUAAAAACAUGAAAGGUCAAUGAACCUUAAUGUCGUCACCGUGCUUAAUGAUUAAACAAUCAUAUUUAGAUUUUUCUCUUGUGAAAUGAAAUAAUUGGAGUAAAAAGCACUGGCGGAUAAUCUGAUCUUUCUACCAUAAAUAUAAUCUGAGUAUUUAAAAUUCUUAUUAGAUA